Molecule: messenger RNA, 2641 nt
Organism: Phyllopteryx taeniolatus (common seadragon)
Lineage: Eukaryota; Metazoa; Chordata; Actinopteri; Syngnathiformes; Syngnathidae
Gene: nagpa
Product: N-acetylglucosamine-1-phosphodiester alpha-N-acetylglucosaminidase
Exons: 12
Coding region: 121-1623 (500 amino acids)
Source: RefSeq, a predicted model, not a curated record
CUUUGGGGAGUUUACUUUGUUUGUAUGCGUCUGUGUGAGACAAAAAAGAAAGUAGCGAUGCAGCGUGACAAGAGGGCGAAAAGUGGCCUGACAUUAUAGUCGAGGAGAGGAGCUCCUUUCAUGGCAACCACAAGGAUAGACGUGGGGCUCUCGUGGCUGAUUUUGUGUCUCUGUGGUCGGCUGUGGACGAGCCGGACUCCCGCUGCCGGAGUGUCGGCGAUGGACGAAGUCCCACUGCCCUACAUGGACGUCCUGCUGCCCUACACGGAUGGCCACGGCCCUCGCCACUCGCACCGCCACGUUCGGGACUGUCAGCCCCACGUGCACGGCAAUCACACGCACGAGAGCUUUCCCGCUAGCAAUCAAAGCAGUCUGCCGGUGGCUGAGGUCAGGCUGGCCAUAUACAAGUUGCCCGGACGUGUCGUGACAGGUCACUUCACGGUGGUCCACGACCCGCUGAGGACCCUGUCAGUGCUGGAGCCCGGCCGCCCAGGAGGCUGCGGUAGUUACCGCUUGGCCACAGUGGAGGAGACAUCCCAGGCUGCCGGCUGUCUGUAUGCCCAGAACGCUGGCUUCUUCAACACCCAUACUGGCCAGUGUCUGGGCAACGUGGUGAGCGACGGCAGAAUGGUGCAGGACAGUGGUGGCAUGCAGAAUGCCCAGUUUGGCAUCAGGAGAGAUGGAACCCUGGUAUUCGGGUAUCUGUCUCAGGAGGAAGUUUUGGACCAGUCCAACCCCUUUGUUCAGUUGGUCAGCGGAGUGGUGUGGCUGCUAAGAAAUGGCGAGGUGUACAUCAAGUCCAGUAUGACAGCAGAGUGCGACAAGAUGCAGGAGACCGGGUCAUUCCACCAUUUCGCUGAGGUCAUGUCGGCCAGGACGGCGUUGGGUCACGAUGCCAACGGGCGGGUGAUCUUGCUCCAGGUGGACGGACAGACGGGAGAAAGGGGAAUGAGCCUAUUUGAGAUGGCCAUCUUCCUGAAGAAAAAUGGAGUCAUCAACGCCAUCAAUCUGGACGGUGGCGGGUCUUCCACAUUUGUGUCCAGUGGCUCCUUGGCCAACUACCCUUCUGACGAAUGCAAAGCAGACAAAAGGUGGCACUGCGCUCGGGCAGUCUCCACCAUCCUGUGCGUCCAUCCGCAGCCUUGCCAUCCGUCGGACUGCGGCGCCCACGGAGUCUGUGCCGCCAGUGGUUGUUUCUGUGAUGCCGGAUGGAGAGACAAGAACUGUAGUCAAGAGUGCCUGCCGGGUUUCUAUGGCGAAGGUUGCAAUCAGACGUGCUCCUGCAUGAACAGCGACUCAUGCCAUCACGUCCACGGAGGCUGCAGCUGCACUCUGGGGUUCACUGGAAAAUCCUGUGAAGAAUGUCUGCCUGGUUACUAUGGCAACGGAUGCAAUCAGACGUGCUCCUGCAUGAACGGUGGCUUGUGCCAUCACAUCCACAAUAACUGUAGCUGCACUCCGGGUUACACUGGAAAAACCUGUGAAGAAGAGUGCCUGCCUGGUUUCUACGGCGACGGCUGCAAUCAAACGUGCUCCUGCAUGAACGGUGGCUCGUGCCAUCACAUCCACGGAGGCUGCAUGUGCUCUCCGGGCUUCACUGGAAAAACCUGCGAAGAAGAGUAAAAUGGCAGGAUCAAGUCCUUGACACAGAUACUUGAGCAGACCAGCAUGCCCAGUGUCUUCACCAUGUUUCGUCAGGCUCAACUCCGCUAGGAGGGGCAUGUCACAAGGAUGUCAGCUGAGUUACCAAGUGUGUCCUGUAUGUUGAACUGCUGGCCGGUGCAAACUCCCACAGUGGCCAGAAGAGGCGUUUCAAGGACACCUUGAAAUCUUUUCUGAAGGACUUUGGCAUUUGACCACAACUCAUAGGAGACCCUGGCCCAGGAGUGCCCAAUAUGGCAAGGGUCCAUCAGGAAAGGAACAGCAAUGCAUGAGCCACAGUGCAUCACAACUACCAACACAACUCUCGUGUCAUCGGAAAUCCGACUUCACAAGCUGACACUGGAUUGCCUUGCUGCCAUAGAACCUUCAAGGCACCGAUGGGCCUUAUCAUUCAUCUCCGCAUUUACCCCACCCCACAGAUGGAUGACGUAUGUAGGUGGUCGUCUUCCCUUUGACAGAUGUCGAUGAUGUGUGAGGUGGUGAUCUUCCUCAGAACCACAGACAGACCGAACUCCAGUCCAACGUCGUCAUAUUGUUUAGUUUACCUGCUUGGGUUUUGCAUCACAUAAUGUAGUUGACAAUUGUAUAUAGCAUUCCCUAAAAAGAGGAUUAAUGUAUAUAACUGCAUAUUGUAUUUCUGAUGUCAGAGUGUGUGCCGGGUUUCUAUUAGGAUGGCUGCAAUCAGGUGUGCUCCUGCAUGAACGGCGGCUCGUGCCGUCACGUUCAUGGAGGCUGCAGAUGCACUCUGGGGUUCAUUGGAAAAACCUGUGAAGAAGGUACAAGAACUUUGUCAACAUUGAAGAAAGAAAGCGCCAACUCUUGUGGUUUUGGUUUAGCUGGUUACGGUUUUACAUUACAUGAUGCAAUUGACAGACUUGAACAUGCUAGUGAGCAGAGCUAAGAGGAGGAGCUGACACAAUUUGAUAUAGACAUCACAAAAAAGAGGAUUCAUGUACAAAAUUGUAUAUCGUGUUUCUGA